This is a messenger RNA of Liolophura sinensis, 1529 nucleotides long. RefSeq names its product palmitoyltransferase ZDHHC3-like. The record is from RefSeq and is a predicted model, not a curated record. Lineage: Eukaryota; Metazoa; Mollusca; Polyplacophora; Chitonida; Chitonidae. Gene Ontology annotation, molecular function: palmitoyltransferase activity.
GUAUCGUGUAGGACAUCCUGAUAAGAUGAUAUUGUCCUAAUUGUAGCUCUGUUCUUUGAAACAAACCAGUUCUGCAAUGGAUGAAGUGGAGUCUGGCUAUGGCACGAUGCACGAAACUGGUGCUGGUAAAAUAAUCGUGAAGUCAGCCAGACGGCCGGCUGAGGACACAGUAGUCAUAGUGGACUGUACUCCAUUCUGCAAACGGCUGGGCUUGAUGUGGCCAGAGGGUCAGCAGUUAUGGUUUGUUAAGGACAUCUGCGGUGUGAUCUGUGCUGUGUUUACCUGGAUGUUAGUGGGCUACGCAGAGUUUGUGGUCCUGUUCGUCAUGUUGAUUCCUGGCACGUCAGCGGUCUACGCCACGGUCCACGGCCUACUCUUCACAUUCCUGUCCACAAUGGCCGUGUCUUCACACAUGAGAACCAUGCUCACUGACCCUGGUGCCAUACCACGUGGUAAUGCCACCAAAGAAAACAUAAUGAAGCUGGGUCUAAAGGAGGGCCAGGUGAUAUUCAAAUGUCCAAAAUGUGUGAGCAUCAAGCCAGAGAGGGCCCAUCACUGCAGUGUCUGCCGGCGAUGCAUUAGAAAAAUGGACCACCAUUGCCCAUGGGUUAAUAACUGCAUUGGCGAGAAUAAUCAAAAAUACUUUGUCUUAUUCACGAUGUACAUAUUUCUUAUCUCCGUUCAUGCCCUGUAUAUGGCUAUCUCCCACUUCAUUGGCUGUAUUGGACAGGAAUGGAGAGGUUGUGGCGGAUUUUCCCCUCCAGCAACCACAGUAUUUCUCAUCUUCCUCAUAUUUGAAGGCCUUCUCUUUGGUAUAUUUACUGUGAUUAUGUUUGGAUCUCAGAUGCAGGCAAUCUGUAGUGAUGAGACGGGUAUAGAGUCACUGAAGGAGCAUGCCACCUGGGAAAAGAAGUCUCGCUGGCUUUCUCUAAAAUCAGUCUUUGGUCAUCCCUUCAGCUUCACCUGGUUUUCACCCUUCUCAACACCGAGGAUCGGGAAGACGGAAUCAUACCUGUACACUGUGUGACAGCUGCUCACCUGUCCAGUGCCACCAUUGUAUGCUUUUGGUAGUAUGUCUUAAUUAAAUCAGAACUGCAACAAAACUUUUUACGCAAAUGAUUUUCUUGGACUAUUCGGAGUGUAGUGUAGUACAUAUGUAUAUUAGAUCAUGUCAUCAGAAGAUCAUACCAUGUCUGAAUUCAAUGAUCAUCCGUAGGCUGUCAGGGAAUGAUCUAGGUCAGUUUGAAACACAUGAUAUAUGGUUGGACAUCGAUGGUGAGUCUGCCCAAACAAGCAUUGAUGAUAACAAAUCUUUAAAACAUGUAUAUCCAAAACAAUUGGUUUGUUUCAGCUGGAAUUGUUUAUAUAUUUAACAAUAUUGUCUUAUAUUGCCCAUUGCAGGGAUUAGGAACUCCUUAUUUUUAGACCAAACAUUAGAACAUCUUGUGCAUUUGCCCAAACUUUUAUUAUAGAUGAGGCCCUGCUCAUUUUGUAUACGACAAAUUUUGACAAGCUUCUCUCUCUCUCUC